GUUGGGAUGACAUGGGGAGGAGAGCUUUGACCAUGACGUGCAGAGAUGCCAACCUUGCUCCAAGAUUGGGCAGUCAUUGGUAUAAAUAAUCCCCACUUGACUUCGUGAUAGACCCCUGUUGUUUAGAUGCCAGUGUGCAUUAAUAGCUUCAGUAUUGCUGUUUCAUCAUGGCCACCUUUGAACAGCGCUUUGGUGCGGUCUCAAUAUCUUCGCUGUCCUCAAACGACUCCUCUAUAGAUCAACCUCACCAAUCCCCUCACCAAUCCCCUCACCAAUCCCCUCACCAAUCCUCUCACCAAUCCUCUCACCCACCCUCAGACGACCCAAGCAUGUUACCGAGUAUGAAGAAGCGGUUUCGAGCCUUCUGCAAGGGGCAACGUAAACUCUCCCAAGAAAGCCCUGCUAGCUCUCAAUGUCAACAAAAUAUAUCACCAUCCACGACUGCACUGUCCUCCAGUGAAACCGAAGACCAUUCCCCUGUGACAAUCGCUCCACACGAUCUCUCCCCAGAAGAACCAACCCGAAAGCGAGAUCGCAUUCAGCAAUGGCUCGUUCAUCAUGCACAACGUCUCGACCGAUUCAAGCAUCGAGCCCAUCGCGACUCAAUGUUCGAUGAAGCGGACCUUGUGAGAGAGCUCACGCGGGCUUCACAAGAGGUAAACGCUACAGUAUCAGGUCCAGAUGGCGAACCAAUAGAUCAACGCGUGAUCGAUCAUUUCUUCAUCCUAUAUCAAGCUUGUGGGAGUAACUGGAGAGACUCUACACGAUGGGAACGUCACCAAGCGAGAUGCCUCCGAAGACAGUGCGACAUCUGUAGAACUCCGGUGAACACAAUAGAGGGAUUUUCCUCACCAUUGAAGGCUCCCUUACCGCCGCCCAAGGAUCCAAAACCGCUCACCGAAUCGACUUCCUCUGACGAUGGUCACCUCUCUAUGUCAAUGUGGCGCCCGAGAUCCCGCAAACGCGAAGAGAAAGGGAAAUGGCCAGCUGCCGGUACCGAUGAGGAAGCCGCACACGCCUUGGGCAAGAUGGUCCACCCCAAAACGCAGGCUCAAGAGAAUCAGACAGAACGGUUCAGAAGAAUAUCGAGACGGCCCAGAGGUAACGUCGUGAUCCGAGAGACUGUCCGACGCACACAAAGGAAGCCUGUUAUCUGCUCUGUCGUCCCAUAUUCUCUGGACUCCUCCAGAAUCCCCGUCCCUGCCGUCCCAGACCUGAAGCCAGCAUCGUCGGCGGGCCUCGACCUACGCAACCUCGCCCACGCCACAGGCCGCCCGUAUGAAGGCUGCCCCCUCGAUGAAGGACGCCUACCCUUCCCCUUGGCGGGAAGAACGUACCUGCCUCCAACAGCACCCAAGAUCAAACCCGCCCCAGCGCCCCUAUACCUGAAGGACUCCUCACCAGCAUCUUCAGACGAGCGCAUCUUCCACAUGUCGCCGCCUGCAUCCCCGGACCUGACCCCGACAUACGUGCAGCGCGGCUUCCACUCCACCAUCAGACUCGUCGAAGCCCCCACCGAUGAAGUCCGCAACAAUGCCCCCCACGCUGUCUCGCGAGUCGAGCAGCGCGAAGCCGCCGACGCCGACGUCCGCACUCUGAUCAACGACCUCAGCCAUGAUGUAUCGCAGCCUCGACCCAGACGCCAACCCAACGCAGACACUAUCUAUAAUGUAGUCAACAAGAUGCACCGCGUCUCCGCCCCAAUCACCAAGCUCCCGCCUACGCCCCCUGACUCGCGGCCCAACAGUGCGUCUUGCGCUGCGGACGUCGUGAACAAGUCGUACGGCGGCGUGGUGACAGCCGCGCAUCCAGAGCAAGUGCAGGACAAGUCGGCGUGCAAGCUGUCUGAUACUACUGGAGAGCUGUUACAGGAUUGCCCGGUGUAUGAGAGCCCGAGAGAGUCAUGGGAUAGGAGGUGGGCUGGGACGGCGAGGGGUCGUGGACCAGCGGGAAGAUAGGGGUGGAAGAUAGGGGUGUGGAUAUGAAGAUAUGGACUAACGAACUUACGAAGUAUGGAUGUAAUGUGUAAAGAAUGUAAACG
Messenger RNA from Boeremia exigua, 2041 nucleotides. RefSeq lists its product as uncharacterized. Lineage: Eukaryota; Fungi; Ascomycota; Dothideomycetes; Pleosporales; Didymellaceae. The coding region runs from base 168 to 1958 and encodes 596 amino acids. The transcript has a single exon. The record is from RefSeq and is a predicted model, not a curated record.